GUGGAACAUUGUCCUGGUGAAAGAGGUUCUCCUGAUAAUGGUAAGCAAUGUCAGAGAACCACCGAACUUCCUUCUGGUACUGGUGAUUGCCCUAAUGGUAAUCUUGAAAAAGGUAAGAAUUGUACAAAGAUAUUGGUUCCUGCCGCCGAUGUUUCUGCCCAAGUCCAUGUUAUUGAUAAUGAGAAACAAUGUGAUACACCUGGUAGACAAGGGGUGAAGAAACCCUGCGAAGCACCAGUCGAGGCGGAGGUAUUAACUCAAGAAGAAAUUGACGGUUCUGAAACAUGUCCUCACGAUAAUAAAGAAAAAUGUCCUAAAUCUACUACUACUACUACUAUUGCACGUGCUGGCGGUAGUGGAUCUGAGGGUGCAAAAGGUCAACAACCGAAAAGAGGUCCUGCAGAAGCUGAG
Messenger RNA from Trypanosoma theileri, 411 nucleotides. RefSeq lists its product as uncharacterized. The transcript has a single exon. The record is from RefSeq and is a predicted model, not a curated record. The annotation marks the transcript as partial. Lineage: Eukaryota; Euglenozoa; Kinetoplastea; Trypanosomatida; Trypanosomatidae.